Girardinichthys multiradiatus is the source of this 2743-nucleotide messenger RNA. Its product is annotated as tetratricopeptide repeat protein 39C-like. The transcript has 14 exons. Gene Ontology annotation, biological process: cilium assembly; otolith morphogenesis. The coding region runs from base 334 to 2112 and encodes 592 amino acids. Lineage: Eukaryota; Metazoa; Chordata; Actinopteri; Cyprinodontiformes; Goodeidae. Gene Ontology annotation, molecular function: protein binding. The record is from RefSeq and is a predicted model, not a curated record.
GCAGCACAUUUCCUGUCUCCACAGGAACACAAACCGACGGUCAGGCAGGCGGCAGAAUACGGAACACAGCGGCACAACCCUUCAGACAGAAGCGACGCUCAGCCCACACGUUCACAGUUGUUUGCCGCUAGUUAUGUCGUCUCUUUGGGUCAUUAGCCCGCUAAUAUAAACAGCACAGACAUGACGGUGACCGUCCAGAACUGCGCCACGGGUUGAGACUGUUUUGACUGUAAGUAAACUAUCCAGAAUCACCGUACCGUCCUUACACAACCUCUCGGGUACCUAUCACCGGCGGGGGCGGCGGCGGCGGCGGCGGCGGCAUCUGGUGUCCUAAUGGCGGACCCCACGCAGCCAGCUCCCAGGGGCUCCGAGGAGGAGAAGACGGAGGUUAUAAACGACGCAGAGCUGGCUCUGAAAGGAAUCAAUAUGCUGCUCAACAACGGAUUUAAGGAAAGUGAUGAGCUCUUCAGGACGCACAGGAACCACAGUCCUUUGAUGAGUUUUGGGGCAAGUUUUGUAAGUUUUCUGAAUGCUGUAUUGACAUUUGAAGAGGAGAAAAUGCAGAUGGCUUUUGAGGACCUCAAAUCCACAGAGAGGUUGUGUGAGAGCCAAAAUGCCAGUGUUAUAGAAACCAUUAAAAACAAGAUAAAGCGGAGUCAGGUGGACUCCCAGAGGUCGAGGAUGGCUGCUGUGGACCGACUGCAGCGGCAGAUCAUCAUCGCAGACUGCCAGGUUUACCUUGCAGUUCUGUCUUUCAUAAAACAAGAGCUGUCAGCAUAUAUCAAAGGAGGCUGGAUCCUCCGCAAAGCCUGGAAGAUGUAUAACAAAUGUUACGUUGACAUCACGCAUCUACAAGAAGGCAACAGCAGGAGGGCGUCUGAACAGCAAGCAGUGUCCUCACUGCCAUCUACCUCAGAUCUUUCCUAUAGCAGCCGAUCCUCUUCAACUAGACCAAGUCAGUCUCAGAGACUGGAUGGCAUCAGCCCAGAGGUUCUUGACCGGCUGAAAGGAUCUGUGAGCUUUGGUUAUGGCCUUUUCCACCUGUGUAUCUCCAUGGUGCCGCCCCACCUGCUGAAGAUCGUUAACCUGCUGGGCUUUCCCGGAGAUCGCCAUCAAGGCCUCUCAGCGCUCACGUAUGCCAGUGAAAGUAAAGACAUGAAGGCUCCAUUAGCUACCCUGGCCCUGCUGUGGUACCACACAGUGGUGCAGCCUUUCUUUGCUCUGGAUGGCUCAGACACACAAGCUGGAUUAAUGGAAGCUAAAUGCAUACUUAAACAGAGGGAGGCCACCUACCCAAAAUCCUCUCUCUUCAUCUUUUUCAAAGGCAGAGUACAACGCCUUGAGUGCCAGAUCAGUAGUGCCCUGACAUCCUUCAAUGAAGCCUUAGAUCUGGCCUCUGACCAGAGGGAGAUUCAACAUGUGUGUUUAUAUGAAAUAGGUUGGUGCAGCAUGAUCGAACUGAACUAUGGUGAGGCCUUCAGAGCGUUUGAGCGACUGAAGGCAGAGUCUCGCUGGUCCCAGUGCUACUACGCCUAUUUAACAGGAGUGUGCCAGGGGGGCACAGGUGACCUGGAGGGUGCUGUUGCAACCUUCAAAGAUGUUCAAACACUUUUCAAACGCAAGAAUAAUCAGAUAGAGGUGUUUUCCUUGCAGAGGGCUGAGAAGCUCCGGAGCCAAGGCCUAUCCAGAGAGCUCUGCAUUUUGUCUGUGAUUGAGAUUCUGUAUCUGUGGAAAGCCCUGCCCAACUGCUCCUCUGCCAAGCUGCAGACGAUGACUCAUGUUUUGCAGGAGAUGGAAGAUGCAUCAUGGACUGGCCUGAAAAACCUGCUUCUUGGUGCCAUAAGCAGAUGUCUCCUUAAUACUAAAGAUGCUGUGCAGUAUUUUCAUCUGGCUGCGAGGGACGAGGUUGGACGUCAGUGCAAUUCUUACGUGCAGCCCUACUCCUGCUACGAACUGGGCUGUGUCCUGCUAAAUUCUCCAGAGACUGCAGCAAAGGGCCGAAUGCUAAUGCUUCAAGCUAAGGAGGACUACGCUGGCUAUGAUUUUGAGAACAGACUCCAUGUACGUAUCCACUCAGCGCUCGCCUGUAUGAGAGGAGAAGACCAGCCUUGAUGUUUGAUCAGCACCUUAAUCAAAAUGGCUCCCAGAAAAUCAAAGUACCCUAUUGUUUUAUUGUGUUUUUAUUUCAAUGUUAUGAGGUAAAAACAUCGCCAUACAAAAGCUUUUUAUGGGAGGAACCUUCCAAGUUUUACAUACCAGUUGCUGUACUGCACAAUAAAUUAGCACAUAUCGUUUUUUUUAUGUUACGGGUGGUUUGUUUUAAAAGGUAGAUGGUGGUUAAAUAAAAACGUCUGCACCUUUAACAUAUCAGGCAGAUUUGUAAAAUUUGUCCUCACAUAGCAAGUCAUGUCAGGUAGAGAGACUGCACAUAUAAAAUAUUAUUAGCACAUCAACAGAUUAACUCUUGUGCUUCAAGCUGAUAUGACCUUAGUCUUGGUUUCUUGUCAUCUGUGUUGUAAAGAGUUUGCUAAUCCAUCGACUUGAAAGAUAAGUGACUUUUUUGUCCUACUUGGAGCAGAGUUCUUUUUUUUUUUUUUUUGGGUGUAAAUGUUUUAAAUACGUUUAGUAAAUGUGCAGAGAUUGGUCCACUUCUAAGUGGUGUAAAUGCACAAUAAUGCUCUAUAUUGUGAACAGGUUUUACUUUACAUUUGUUAUAAGAUUAAUAAAAACACUGUAAAUGGAA